Molecule: messenger RNA, 2591 nt
Organism: Polypterus senegalus (gray bichir)
Lineage: Eukaryota; Metazoa; Chordata; Cladistia; Polypteriformes; Polypteridae
Gene: kynu
Product: kynureninase
Exons: 14
Coding region: 130-1551 (473 amino acids)
Biological process (GO): NAD+ biosynthetic process
Cellular component (GO): cytoplasm
Molecular function (GO): kynureninase activity; pyridoxal phosphate binding
Source: RefSeq, a predicted model, not a curated record
AAGAGUAACAGCGAGUGGGCGGGGUUUAGGUGGCCGGUUUCAGGAAGGUAAAAACGGGACGGACGGGACAGCACACGCUAAACAUCUGCACGGCUCUUCUCAGCAAAGACAAAGUGAUUUUUCUUUGCAAUGGAAGCAUCCGACUGCAAUUCCCCAGUGACCAUUUUUAAGCAAUUGUCUUCUGAGUUGGGCUGUAGAAUAACAGAUGAAAAGUUUGCUCAGUAUCUUGAUGAACAAGAUGAAUUAAAACACCUGCGCAACAAUUUUCUAAUCCCUAAAGUCAAAGAUCUGCCCUCAGCUGAUUUAUCUCUUCUUGAUGGAAAUGAGGACUGCAUAUAUUUUUGUGGAAAUUCUCUUGGACUUCAGCCUAAAAAUGUUAAAAAGUACAUUGAAGAAGACCUAGAUAAAUGGGCUAAAAUUGGUGUUUAUGGCCAUUUUCAAGGUUCUCGUCCCUGGGCUUUAGCAGAUGAAUGCAUUGUGGAUCUCAUGGCUAAAGUAGUUGGAGCAAAGGUCAAUGAAGUAGCUUUAAUGAAUGGACUGAGUGUGAACCUUCAUCUGCUUUUGCUGUCCUUUUACAAGCCAACAACAGAUCGCCAUAAAAUUUUGCUUGAAGCUAAAGCGUUUCCUUCUGACCAUUAUGCUGUGGAGUCACAGAUUGAGCUGCAUGGAUUAGACCCUAAAAAAAGUAUGUUGCUGAUUCAUCCCAGACCUGAUGAAGAAACACUAAGAAUGGAGGACAUCCUUUCUGUUAUCGAGAGAGAAGGAGAUUCAAUUGCUGUUAUUCUGUUCAGUGGAGUACAGUACUAUACAGGACAACUUUUUGAUAUGCCUACAAUUGUCAAAGCAGGUCACAAAAAGGGUUGUUUUGUUGGGUUUGACUUGGCACAUGCUGUUGGUAACACAGAGUUGCAGUUACACAACUGGAAUGCUGACUUUGCCUGCUGGUGUUCAUAUAAGUAUAUUAAUUCAGGAGCUGGAGGCUUGGCAGGUGCCUUUAUUCAUGAAAAGCAUUCUCACACCAUAAAGCCUGUGUUGAGAGGAUGGUGGAGCCAUGAAUACAAAACAAGAUUCCAAAUGGAUAACAAACUUCAUUUAAGUGCUGGCAUAAAUGGUUAUCGAAUAUCAAAUCCAGCUAUCCUGCUUGUCUGUGCACUUCAGGCCUCAUUAGAGAUUUUUAAUCAAACCACUAUCAAAGAUUUAAGAAAGAAAUCUGUCCUCCUUACUGGUUAUCUGGAUUACCUCAUUCAGUUUUAUUUCUCAAAAGAUGACGUGGAUGCAAGCAAACCUUACGUCCAAAUUAUAACUCCUUCAAACGCAGAAGAGCGAGGCUGUCAGUUGUCUUUAGCUUUUUCAGUUUCUGUUAAAAAAAUAUUUACUGAAUUAGAGAAAAGAGGAGUGGUGUGUGAUAUGCGUGAACCAAAUGUGCUACGCAUCGCACCAACUCCACUCUACAACUCAUUCAGUGAAGUGCAUCGGUUUGUCACAACUCUAGGGUGCUGCUUUGAUGCAUGCACUGAGGCAACAGGCUUACUACAGAAAGGAGAAACAUAAUGCUAGAAGAAAAUAUAUGUGCAAAUCUGAAAAUAAAGGAGUGCUAAAGGGUAUCAUGACUGCAAGACAUUUCGUACGCUUAAUUGCUUUCAGAAGGAGAUGAAGUAGCCACCUUUUCCAUUUGUAUGUACCUUUUUCACCAUGCACACUGCGUUCCUCAAAUAAUUUUAAUGUAUAUUCUGUAUGUAUGAAUUUAUAGUAUAUGCAAGCUGAAGUCAAAUAUAAACUGAAAUUUGCAUACCAUGCAGACAAGAUGGUAAUUAUAACUAUGACAAGGGUUCACAGGAUCUUCACAGAGACGUGUAGCGAUAUUUGCCAAACCACAUUUUUUGCAUGUAUCCCAAAUAAAAAUUUCUGAGUGGUGCAGAAGAUGGGCAGCAUUUGUUGGUGCCUUUGCCCGACAGGUACACAUUAAGUCUCAGUGUGUGUUUGGAAUUAUAGAGAUGAGGAAAUGGGAGCAAUAGAUGAGCAUUUAGUUGUGUUGAAAACUAAGCAAAUCUGUCACCAAGAUUUUAAAAAUACUUAAAGAAUUGUAAUGUAUGGUACUCAAAGCUUUUAGAAGAUGGAAUGAACACUUUUUAAAAUUAAUCAGAAGGGCAAAUUAGAACUGCUCCCAUCAUACAGAAAACCCACCACUGACCAUUAUCUUCUAGAUUGUACUAUGCAUUAUAUUCACAAGUGAUAUUAUAAAAUUCUAUUGGUAGACAAUUCUAGAGAAGGCAACCAAUAUCAUGUGAGCAAUCGAUUUGUCACCAGCCCCGACUUUGCUGUAUGCUGUAUGUGGGGUUUUGACAAUUGCAUUUAAUACAUGCUUGUUUAUUGUGGCACUGCACUUAUUAUGAAGUGCUGACAUGUUGCAUGCUCAGACAUCCAUUUACAUUUCACUGGAAUCUGUAAUUGUGACAAAACUACUAGUAUGCAAUGCUUUGUAUAUUUUUGACUGAGUCUUGUGUAUAUUUUUUAAAUUAUUAAAAUGCAUAAGAAACUUUUACCUUCUUGUUUAGCAGGUAAUGAAAAUAAAAACGAACUUUAAAAAUGAA